Molecule: messenger RNA, 543 nt
Organism: Parnassius apollo (apollo)
Lineage: Eukaryota; Metazoa; Arthropoda; Insecta; Lepidoptera; Papilionidae
Source: the annotation of a GenBank genome assembly
AUGACUUUGCAUAACAUAUUAGAAGAAUGUAAGAAAAGGGAAUCAACUUCCUCACUUCUUGUUAAUUACUCUAAGUACAAAGAAUAUCUUGAUGAUUUCAGUGUAUUUCAUAUUAUGUUAAAAUAUUAUAAGCAGUUUAAAGAUAUAGGAGUAUGUUUUGAUAGUUUUAAGAUUUACAGUGCAAAUCUAGUCACAAAUGAGUUAGUACAUGAAAUUGAACGCGCAACGAAAAACCAAGUGUAUAGUGUUUUAUGGCAUUCUUUGAGACAGGGGAGAAUUACUGCCUCUAAUAUUUACAACACAAUAAAUUGCACAACUGCUAAUGGUGUAUUGGUCAAAACUAUAGUGGGUGCGUACAAAGUGCCAGAAACCCUGGAGAACUUGGUAAAAAAAGAGGUAGAGGUUGAACUUGAUGUGGAGGUAAAGGACUGUGGCUUCGUGCUGGUAUCUGGCAUAAUAGGGGCUUCACCAGAUGGAAUCACUGACAACUAUGUUGUUGAAGUAAAAUGUCCAUCAAAGGAAUCUUCAAUAAAAAGUAUGUAG